AGUCAAAAAAAAAAAAAAAAAACGACGGAAAUGCUGAAAUAUUAGAGCCAAAAAUGAAAUUGAAACCCCAUUUCCCAAACUUCUCAGUCUUCCUUCAUUCUCCUCCCUCGCCGCCGCUGCUUCGUUCUCCUUCCUCGCCGUUUCAUUCUGCUGUGCUCGAAUCUUUAUCUAAGGUUAUAUUGAGACGUUACUCAAAGAAAUUGUGCCACCCCUACUGUUACGAUGUCCUGAUACUUCUUGCAGAGCUGCAGUUGGUCAAGAUAUGAUUAACAUGCUGGCUUUUGAUGUGACAAGGAGAAAUAUGCGCAUUUAUUUUUGAAAUCUUAUAUCCAGUAUAACUUAAAGGCUAACUGGUGUCCCGGUCCUGGAUGUAAGAAUGCUUUGAUUCUUCUUACUGGUAAUAACCACCCCAAGGUGACUUGUAAGUGCACCCAUACCUUCUGCUGGAAGUGUGCCAAGGAAGCUCACCAGCCAAUUGCCUGUUCAACUUUUUGUAACUGGACUAUGGAAUGCGUCGUGCAGAGUGAAAACUGUAAGUCAAUCACAAACAUGAAAGGGUGCCCAAGCUGCUGCUAUUCCUUUGAAAUGUCUAGAACUCAUAAGAGUAUGCAAUGUUCAUCGUGUGAAUAUCACUUUUGCAAGCUGUGCCGUGCAUCUUGGCUAGAUAAUGGUUCAUGGAAUGGUGACGAGUUCAAACACACAUGCUCUAAGGGGAAACAGAAAGUAGAGAAUGAUGAUAGAGAAGAGAAAGGACGGAUAGCCCAGGAUAGCCUUAACAAGUAUACUAAUAGCUACAAUCACUGGAUGGCAAAUGAAAUGCACUUACAAGCGGCUAGGCAAGAACUUAAUAAGCUAAAAAAUGGCCAGCACUUAAGUAUUACAAAUUUUCAUUCAACACAAAUAUAUGCAUUUCCUUAAUACUGCCCAAAGUGGACAAUCUUCAAAAUCAUUUAAUCAGGUACAAUCUGCACUUCUCUGCUUUAAACUUUCUUUUCUAAACUUCUCUAAACAGGAACAACAAAUGGUGGUGUUGUGUUGCUGGCUGUUGUGGUCUUGAUAAGUUGUGUGUUGUGUUGUUGGCUGUUGUGGUCUUGAUAAGUUGUUGUGUUGUGUUGGUUGUUGUGGUCUUGAUAAGUUUUGCAGAGCUGCUAUGCUAGUCUUUUGUAUAGCAUUUGGAGGUAGAGGAACAAAGUGGUUUAGGAUAAGACUUUGAUGAAGCCUAACAAGCUUAUUAAGACCUUGUGUAAUGAUAUCUUUUACAAAAAAUCUCACAAGUUAUGCCUAUUAAGACUAGUAAGAGAAAUCAUGAUUAGUUUAAGGCCUUUUUCUUGAUGUAAUUUUCCUUGUUGGGGCUCUUUAUGGGUGUAAGGGGUGUUGGUGCUGUGUGUUGUUUUGCAGCCUUCCUUGGACUGUGUUAAUUGUUUAUGCAUAAAAGUAUAUACAUAAAAGUA
Chenopodium quinoa (quinoa) is the source of this 1451-nucleotide messenger RNA. RefSeq names its product probable E3 ubiquitin-protein ligase ARI7. The record is from RefSeq and is a predicted model, not a curated record. Bases 505 to 918 code for a protein of 137 amino acids. The transcript has 9 exons. NCBI's taxonomy places the organism in Eukaryota, Viridiplantae, Streptophyta, Magnoliopsida, Caryophyllales, Amaranthaceae.